AUGGAGGAUUCCUGUGCUCUCGAGGAGUCCUGUUGGACUCCUUUGCCGCCAGGAGAUCCGUUGCUGUGUGAGGCGCUGCAGCUGCUACUGCACUUCGUCUACUCCCCAGAUGCAACAGCAGCAACAGCUACACCAGCUGUCUCAGCACCAGCACCAGAAGCAGCUGCUGCUGCCGCAACUGCAGGAGAGAAGCUGUUUUGUAGCUCGCUGACGCCGAGGGUCCCUUCACCGCAGGUGACUCAGUCGCUGAACUCGCUGUUCAACAAUGCAGCAACAGCAGCAGCAGCAGCAGCAGAAGCUGCAGGCCCCCUUGGGGUGGCAAACAGCAACAACCAAAGAUUUGACAGCCAGUGGGUGCAAAGCCUUUGGAAAGUUCACUUCAGGCAGCACCUCGACCCCAGGUGCCGCGCCCUUGCAUCGAGAUCUGCUGCUGCAACGAGUGGAAUCGAUGGUGACUUACAAGUCAUGCAACACCUCGAAAGCCUGCAGCUGUUUGCUGCCUGCCUAAUGCAGGCAGCAGAGAACCUCGCGAAGGCUCGGACAGCAGCCAAGGCAGCACCAGCAACGGAGCCUUCAGCAGCAGCAGCAGCAGAAGAAGAAACAACCGCAACUACAGCAAUUGCAGGAAGGCAGAGCCGCCCGUCACCUGCAGCAGAAGAGGAGCGUGCUAAGCUGCUUUUAUUGCCCCCUCAUGCUGCCGCAGUUGCUGCGGUGUACGCGCAGCUGUGUUGUCUUUGGCUUAAUCAGCUAAUGCACCAGGAGCAACAGCUGCUGAUGGAUCAUCGCCAGGCCAGCGGAAUAGAGGGGAAACUUCAGCGUAUCUUACGGAUGGUGCAGCGGGUCCUUCUUCUUCUUUCUCCCCUCACUGUGUACUCACCAGACGGCAGCUGCAACAGGAGCAGCAGCAGCAGCAGCAAUAGCAGCAGCAGAAGCAGUAGUGCAGCCGUUGCCACCUGUUCCUCAGCACUGCUCUGUACUUGCUGGAGUGUGGCCGCUAAGCAGCAGGUGCAGGAGCGUUCAGAGCAGCAGCAGCAGCAGCAGCAGCAGCAGCAGCGAGACACUCCUGGUGCAACUGUGGCCUUAUGCUUUGCCCGCCGCUUCCUAAGGGGCCUCUUCCCUGCUGCAACUUUGACAUGUGUCACUGAAGAUGCAGCAGCGGCAGCAACAGCAGCAGCAGCAGCAGCAGCAGCGCGAGGCACGAGAAAACGAGACAACGCCGCACUUCUGAGGCAGUUUGCGGCGUUCACUUUAACAGAGGCCCCCCGCGACGCGCUUUUGCAGUCCAUUAGGCAGCAGGCACAGCAGCAGCAGCAGCAGCAGCUGUUGCUGCUGCUGGAGCAUCAAGAUGUCUCUCUACUGGAGGGGCCACUGCAGCUUUGCAUCUCCACUUUGUUGCAGUCGCAAGCAGACAACCCGACAGCAGCAGCAGCAGCAGCAACAGCAACAGCAGCAGCAGCAGCAGCAGCGGAAGGCCUUAGUUGGGGCAUUUCCACUCUCGGGCCUAAUUUAUGGAGGCUCCCAUGCGUGCAGCAUUUGCUUUUUGGCUCCUCUGUGCAGCAGGACCCAGCGCAGCAGCAGAAGCAGCAGCAACAGCAGCAGCAGCAAGAAUCGCUCGGAAAGCAACAGGGAGGAGAGCAAGGGGGGCAGUACCGGCUAUUCUGGCGGUUGCUGGAUCUGCUGCAGCAUCAGCAGUAUGUAGCGGCUUCGAUCCCUGUGGCGUCGUUGUUUGUGCAGCUGCUGCUAGACAGCCACUUCUGGAGACGGGGGGCCCCUGAAGUUUUGGGGGCCCCUGAGGGGUCACCGCACUGCUGCCGGGGGCUGCUGAUUUGCCUUGUGCUCGAGCUGCUGACUGAACAGGGGGAAAGGCAAAGGAAGGCUGCGUUGCAGCUGUUGCAGUGUUUACAAACAACUCCAGCUGCAGCAACUGCAGCUGCUGCAGCAGCUGCUGCAGCGGAGCGGCUGUGGAAGGUCUUUGACCGCAUCAAGCCACUCGCCAAGACAGCUCUGCUGCGCUCCUUGCUGCUGCAGCAGCACGAGCUGGCAGCCAAAGGGAGCAGGGGUGCCUUGAGGCAGCAGCAGCAGGCAAAUGACAAGCCGAAUACUUGCUGCUGUGCAUACACGUCGCCAGAGGGGCAGCUGCAGCAGCUGCAGCUGCAGCUGCGCUGCAUUCGUGCCGUGACAGAGGCAGAACUGGAACUGGAUGAGGACUGCAAGAAGACUUUGUAUCAGGCCCUCGCUUCUCUGGUGCAUGCAUUGGGAGCUGCUCGUGUGCUGCAGCUGCAGCCCUAUCUGCUGCACCACCUGCUGUCACAGCUGCAGAACAGGUCUCUGCGUUCGGCUGCUAUGCUGGCUCUGCGUGCCCUGUGUGAAGACCUCAGCAAGCAAGACAGACAGCAGCAGCAGCAGCAGCAGCGACGGCAGCAGCAACAACAGCAGCAGAAGCAAAAGGGAAAAGGGAGCACCCAGACGGCCCACCGCGAACGCAUACAGCAGCUCUGUCUUUUCCCCUCGACAAGCCUUCGGACCUUCUUGCUGGGCCCCCUACAGCACGCUCUGACGACAAGCAGCAGCAGCAACUGCUGCAGUGAAACAGGCCUGCUACAGCAGCAGCAACACCAAGAGGAACAGCAGCAGCAAGGGCCUCGGGAGUACGCGCUGUUGGUGCCCGUUCAGCUGCCAGCAACAGCAGAUGCCUCUCCUGGUGAGGCCCUAGACGAGACGAUGCUACCGUUCCUGCUGCGGCUGGAGCCUUCUGCAGCAGCCCCGCUGCUGCUGUGUCUCCGUGAGCAGCUACCGCUGGAGGCGAUCGAAGCCACAGCAGCAAGGACAGCAACAACGGCAACAGCAGCGAGAGCACCGCUGUCAGAGGCAGCGACAGUAGCAACAACGUCAGCAGCAGCAGCAGCAACCGAUGAGCGCCUGGAUAGCGUUGCAGUGGGUUGCGCUCUGUCUUCUCUUGGGGGCCCUGGGAGGCCCUGGAGCCCCAGUGAGGCGGCGCUGCUGGCAGCAGCGAGAGCUGCGGGGCUCGCGGCAUGGGAGGACACAGCGGAGCUUCAGGAGCUGCUGCCACACAGCGAAGCUCCGCUCGCUGCCACCAUUCAGGAACAGCCGCAGCAGCAGGUGCAGACGCAGAAGCAGCAGCAGCAGCAGCAGCGACAACAGCAACAGAUGCAGGUGCAGCUGCAGAUGCAGACACAGCAACAGACUAACGAUCAGGAGGGGCAGCAGCACCAGGCCCAGCAGCAGCAGCAGCAGCUGCAGCAGCAUCCUGUAUUGGAUCCACUGGAGGGCAUAAGGAGGCGAGUUAGGGGUGCGAUUGAGAUGGCGGUAUCGCUUAGGCAAGAUUAUUGUGCUGCAGGUACCCUGCAUCUGCAGCUGCUGCUGCAGCAGCUGUUCACGGAGCCAGCGGAAGCGGCUGCAGCUGCAGCAGCUGCUGCAGCAGCAGGCAGUGAUAGCCAGAAACCUGCAGACUCUGCAGCUUCUGCUGCUUCUGCUUGUUCUGGGGCUGCUCACUGCGGGCCACCCGCCUUUGUGCUGCAGCAGCAAACUGUUUUCUGUGCUGCACUCGAUGAGGCCCUUCAGCUGCUGCUGCCGUCAUCCCUGCACGCUACUGCAGGAGCGGAUGCUGUAGCCGCGCCACUGCCGAGCAACGAAAACAGCAACAGCAGCCCAAGUAGCAGCAGCAGGAACAGCAGCAGCAGCUGCUGCACGGGCCACGCUUGCGGGGAGCUGCUGCGGGUAUUGCGUAUACUGACAGCAGCAGCAGAAGUUCGUCUUGCUGCAGUGCAGCGGAGCCCCUUAGCGCUGGCUGAGCCGCAGAUGGGGCUGCACGGAAUCCUUGGGGUUCUGGAGCAACAGCAGCAAGCCAGGCAGUUGCAGCUGCAGAGAGGCAGUGCGCGCCUGGCGGGACUGGCAGCAGAGGCUGCUGCGACUGCUACUGAGCAUUUGCCGUUGUCUUACUUCUUUUGUUGCUGCUGGAGACGAAGAAGAUACACCCCAGCUGCCCCCGACAGACACAGACGCAGAUGCAGCAACAACAGCAACGGCAGCAGGCGAAGCAGCAACGAAAGCAACAGAGAUGAACGGACGUCAAGGGCCACUGGAGGGGACGGCCAACAGCCAGGCACCGGCUGCAGCAGCUGCUGCCCGGUCGACAGCCACGAGCCGCAGCGCCAACAGCCACAGCUGCAACAGCAGCACUUCGACCAGCAGCAGCAGCGGGAGCAACAGGAGCAGCAGCCACAGCAGCAACAGAAGCAGCAGGCUAUUCAGGUGGACUGUCGGGGGCAUCUGGUGGUUUGCCGCGAGGACGGCGGAGACACAGAAGCGCAGCAGCAGCUGCUGGCCUUUUGCUCCUGGAGGGCUGUGAAGGGCGCCACAGAAUGCCUUACGGCCCUAUGCAAGCUCGCUCCAUUCGAGCAGCCCACAGCAGCAGCAACGGCCGAGGAAGCUGCAGCAGCAGCAGCAACGACAGCAACAACAACACCAGCAGCAGCAACAGCAAGCAUAGGAGCAAACGGGGUUGCAGUAGGCACAGGAGAGCGGCACAGUACGGGGGAUCUGGAAGCGAAGGAGAUGCAACAAGAACAAAAACAACAACAGCAGCAGCAGCAGCAGCAGCAGCAGCAGCAGCAAUCGUUUUUGCUGCUGAGAGCUGAAGAGGUGGCUGCAUCAGCAAGUGAGGCAUUUGCUGCUGAUGUGCUGGGCUAUACACAGCAACCAUCUGCAGCCACAACCGCAGCACUGCAGCAGCAGCAGCACUAG
Eimeria mitis is the source of this 4764-nucleotide messenger RNA. RefSeq lists its product as uncharacterized. Gene Ontology annotation, molecular function: transcription coregulator activity. The transcript has 6 exons. The coding region runs from base 1 to 4764 and encodes 1587 amino acids. Gene Ontology annotation, biological process: regulation of transcription by RNA polymerase II. Lineage: Eukaryota; Apicomplexa; Conoidasida; Eucoccidiorida; Eimeriidae. The record is from RefSeq and is a predicted model, not a curated record. Gene Ontology annotation, cellular component: SWI/SNF complex; nucleus.